Labrus bergylta (ballan wrasse) is the source of this 1422-nucleotide messenger RNA. It is a transcript of the gene tnfrsf18, whose product is annotated as tumor necrosis factor receptor superfamily, member 18. Gene Ontology annotation, cellular component: CD40 receptor complex; external side of plasma membrane. Gene Ontology annotation, molecular function: CD154 receptor binding; antigen binding. Gene Ontology annotation, biological process: defense response to protozoan; positive regulation of isotype switching to IgG isotypes; response to type II interferon. Lineage: Eukaryota; Metazoa; Chordata; Actinopteri; Labriformes; Labridae. The record is from RefSeq and is a predicted model, not a curated record.
CAGAAGGAACGAGCAGAGCACUGGCCAUUAUGUGUUCUCUGAGCCUUUCCCUUGUGUUCAUUUGUGUGUGGAGUAUUUGGACUUCAGCAUAUGCUACAGUCUGUGGAGAGAAUCAGCGAAAAGUGGGUGGUCGAUGCUGUGACCUGUGCCCCCCAGGGGAAUAUGUGAAGGAGCUCUGCUCAGACCACCAGCAGACUGUCUGCAGCCCCUGUGCAGAGGGCUUCUACUCAGAUCAAUAUAACAUCUUUGACGCAUGUGAGGAGUGUCAGUCAUGCCAAGAAAAUGCUCAGAAAUGUACACCAACCACAAAUGCAAAAUGUUUCUGCCGCCCGGGCUUCCUGUGCUCCAACAGCGUCUGCUCAACAUGUGAGGAAAACAAAUGCGUCAUGGGGGAGAAAGUGAACAAGACAGACAAACCAAUGGGUAAACGGUUGAUAGAGUAUUCAUAUCGGUGUGAGCCGAUAUGCUCUGAUACUGAAUAUUUUGAUGUGAAGGAGAAGACCUGCAAGCCCCGGGCAAAGUGCAGUUUGUUUGGACUUUCUGAGCAUUCUCCAGGGAACAUAACCCAUAACUCAGUUUGUGAUGGAGGUGUUUUGCCAGAGAGGCCUGGAUUUGGUGGAGACAUCAUUCAUGUGAUCCUUGGCAUUGGUUUUGUUUUGAUUUCUCUCACACUACUUGGGGUUCUGUCUUAUGCCAGUAUAAAGAAGCUGAGAAAGCACAAACCAGAUGAGAAACCUGUCUCCACCACUGUCAGUGACUUCCACCUGUCAAAGGAGGAGAGCGGGCUCCAGCUCAUCAUCCAGGUUGAACCCAAUAAUGAAGACAGUUGGUGCGACUCUUUUGUGGAGGGUUCAGGUCCCGGCUCUUGAGGUCCAUGUAGGCCUAUCCUGGCUCAGUCAAGCAUCCUUCUUCCCCCGUGAAGGGGGAAAAAAAGAAGAAAAUCAAGAACACUGAGUCAAAACAUACCUUGACAAUAAAAAGAAAAGGUUUUAAAGAUGAGAGGUGAAAUGUCUACCUCAACCAAGUCCUGAUGCUUUUUGGAUUUAACUUUUAAUGACUAUGACUGACAACCUUCACAGGCAUAUACUGCAUCAUCUCAUGUAGGCCACUUCACUGAAGUGGAAGCAAACAUGGUAGCCUAAACAUUGUUGUCUACUUCCUUGCAGUUAUAUAAACCCAACCAAUCAAAUUGCACAACAGGCAGCAGAUCAUUGGUCAUGAUCACUGGCAUUAAUCCUUACAUAUUUACACUGAGGAAAAAUGAUCGUUGUUUAGUUUUUAUAUAUCAUUACAUAAGCUUUUUCCACACAAAACUGCACUGAGGUAGCAACUGUGCUGUCAUUAAAAACCUGAAAGCAGGGGUUCUCAAUCUAAAUGUAUUAUGUUGUGCAUUUAAUGUUAAUAAAAAUGAAUUUAAAUUGG